Molecule: messenger RNA, 462 nt
Organism: Gloeophyllum trabeum ATCC 11539
Lineage: Eukaryota; Fungi; Basidiomycota; Agaricomycetes; Gloeophyllales; Gloeophyllaceae
Product: membrane-associated proteins in eicosanoid and glutathione metabolism
Exons: 6
Coding region: 1-462 (153 amino acids)
Cellular component (GO): endoplasmic reticulum; membrane; nuclear envelope
Molecular function (GO): glutathione transferase activity; glutathione peroxidase activity
Source: RefSeq, a predicted model, not a curated record
AUGUCUGGUUAUAGCACGAUCGUCGUCCCCCAAGGCAUCUCCUACGUUGCAGCCGCUAUAUUCUCGAACGUAUGUCUCUUGACAUGGCAAUCGUACAAAGCCGGCUUUGCUAGGAAAGCUGCACGCAUCCCGUAUCCCCAGCUCUAUGCUGAAAAAGCGGAGGCACAAGCGUCUAAGGAAGCGCAUCGCUUCAACUGCGCUCAGCGCGCCCACCAGAAUACCCUGGAACAACUGCCUAUAGUUCUGAUCAGUACCAUCCUCGUGGGCCUGAAGCGGCCUAUUCUUGCGGCGUCCCUCUGCGGAGCGUGGUCCUUUGCCCGGGUCCUGUACACAAUUGGAUAUGCGACCGGUGACCCAGAGAGGCGCAAUACCAGCGGUGGAGCCUUAUUCUACUUAGCGCAGCUAGGCCUUUUGUUCAGUGCCGCGUAUACGACGGUAGAGUACUUAGUGGCGGGCCUCUAA